This is a messenger RNA of Nelumbo nucifera (sacred lotus), 1150 nucleotides long. RefSeq names its product myb domain protein 103 (gene ATMYB103). The record is from RefSeq and is a predicted model, not a curated record. NCBI's taxonomy places the organism in Eukaryota, Viridiplantae, Streptophyta, Magnoliopsida, Proteales, Nelumbonaceae.
GUACCAUUUAUUCGAACAGAAAAAAGAAGAAAAGAAACGCAGGCAGAGCAAUAGAAGAAGCUAUGGGCCACCAUUCUUGCUGCAACCAGCAGAAGGUUAAGAGGGGACUUUGGUCUCCUGAGGAAGACGAAAAGCUCAUUCGCUACAUAACUACUCAUGGCUACGGAUGUUGGAGUGAAGUCCCUGAGAAAGCAGGGCUUCAAAGAUGUGGUAAAAGUUGUCGCUUGAGAUGGAUCAAUUAUUUGAGACCUGACAUCAGACGAGGAAGAUUUACUCCAGAGGAGGAGAAGCUGAUAAUCAGCCUUCAUGGUGUUGUAGGAAAUAGGUGGGCUCACAUAGCAAGUCACUUGCCUGGGAGAACAGACAAUGAAAUAAAGAACUACUGGAAUUCAUGGAUCAAGAAGAAGAUAAGAAAACCCACCACACCACGGGCAAUGGCUCCAUCCAGUGUUGAGUUUGUCCAAUCGGGUUACGGAUUGAAUCAGAUAGGUUUGGUCAAUCAGGAUUUGAGUACAAAGCCACCGGUUGAGGAUGGCUUGUUUUCUUCUUCUUGCCCUAUUUUCAUGUUCGACAUUGGUACAGUUGAUGGGCUCAGCAGUGGCAAUGCUCGAGUGGAUAUUUUCCACGAAUCUGCCGGCCUAAAUUCUGACUCUUGGCAUCAAAAUUACAGUACUCAUGAAGUUCAAGCAAUUCCUCCUCCUCCCCCAUCGUUUACAUCUGGAAUGGAGUCGAAUUAUUUGCCACCACUGAUAGAGAAUGUAGAGACCAUGGUGCCCAUGGAGGACCAAGCGUGUAGUAUGAAUGAGAAUGGAGAGAUUGGGUUGGAGUGUUUACAGAGGCAAGAGUCUAGUGAAUGGGUUGACUCCCAUCAGUACCCAGGAUUUCUAAUUUGGGAUCAUGUCGAAGCACAGAUGUGUGGAGAUGGAGUUGUACCUGCAGCUUCAGCAAAUCUGGGACAUAUAUUAUCUUCUUAUCCCCAAUCUUUAUAAUUAAGCUACUUACUAAUGGUGGUUAACAUGAUUCUCUCUCUCUCUCUCUAGGGGGGGGGGAGGCUUCUAAUGAGUGGUGAUUAUUUAAACACAGUUUGUAUACUUUUUGCUUUUUUCUUUUGAUUGAUUGGUUUUGGAUAGGUAUAAGACUGAUUGAAGAA